This is a messenger RNA of Mustela lutreola (European mink), 3103 nucleotides long. It is a transcript of the gene SOCS7, whose product is annotated as suppressor of cytokine signaling 7. The record is from RefSeq and is a predicted model, not a curated record. Gene Ontology annotation, molecular function: 1-phosphatidylinositol-3-kinase regulator activity. The coding region runs from base 194 to 2122 and encodes 642 amino acids. Gene Ontology annotation, biological process: phosphatidylinositol phosphate biosynthetic process; intracellular signal transduction. Gene Ontology annotation, cellular component: phosphatidylinositol 3-kinase complex. The transcript is spliced from 10 exons. Lineage: Eukaryota; Metazoa; Chordata; Mammalia; Carnivora; Mustelidae.
GCGGCGGCGGCGGCGCGCGGCCUGGGCUCGCGCUGGGCUCCGCGCGCCCCCCGCCCCCCUCUAUGAGGCAGAGGCCGCGGCGGCCGUUAGCGCUGUCGCUCCGGGGGCCGCGGCGGGCGGGGCUCCGGCGGGGCCCGGCCUAGUCCCCACCCCAGCCCGGCUCCCAGCCGCCCGCCCUCCCUCCCUCUCCCCGAUGCAGGGGGCCGAGCUCCGGGACGGCGAGGCGGCGGCGGCCGCCGCUUCGUACCGCGUCCUGAGCCGCCUGCUAGGCUAUGGAGAGGCGGUCCCCGAGCCAGGCCCGCCGCCGCCGCCCCCGGGCCAUGGUCCCCCGCCGCCACCCUUCCUUGCGCGGCCCGGCCCGCGGGGCUCCCGGCCGCCGCAGCUGAUGGUGUUCCGCAACGUGGGUCGGCCGCCGGAGGAGGAAGACGCGGAGGCGGCCCCGGAGCCGGGACCCUCGGAACUGCUGUGUCCCCGGCACCGCUGUGCCCUGGACCCCAAGGCCCUGCCGCCGGGGUUGGCACUCGAGCGGACCUGGGGCCCGGCGGCUGGACUGGAGGCGCAGUUGGCGGCUCUGGGGCUCGGGCAGCCGGCGGGGCCGGGGGUCAAGACGGUCGGUGGGGGUUGCUGCCCGUGCCCGUGCCCAUGCCCCCCGCAGCCGCCCCCUCCGCAGCCCCAGCCGCCUGCUGUCGCCCCGCAGGCCGGGGAGGACCCCACGGAAACGAGCGACGCGCUGUUGGUCCUGGAGGGCUUGGAGUCGGAGGCCGAGAGCCUGGAGACGAACAGCUGCUCGGAAGAGGAGCUCAGCAGCCCGGGCCGCGGAGGAGGAGGGGGCAGCCGGGUUCUGCUGCAGCCCCCGGGUCCCGAAUUACCCCCGGCGCCCUUCCCGAUGCAGGACUUGGUCCCCCCAGGGCGCUUGGGUAGAGGGGAGCCGCAGCAACCGCCCCCGCCCCCGCCUCCUCCCGGACCCCUCCGGCCACUGGCGGGCCCUUCUCGGAAGGGCUCCCUCAAAAUCCGCCUCAGUCGCCUCUUUCGCACGAAGAGCUGUAACGGCGGCUCCGGCGGCGGGGAUGGAGCCGGCAAGAGGCCUUCUGGAGAGCUGGCUGCUUCUGCUGCGAGCCUGACAGACAUGCGAGGCUCUGCGGGCCGGGAGCUGGACGCGGGGAGGAAACCCAGGUUGACAAGAACUCAAAGUGCCUUUUCUCCAGUCUCCUUCAGCCCCCUGUUCACAGGUGAAACUGUGUCGCUUGUGGACGUGGACAUCUCUCAGCGGGGCCUGACCUCUCCACACCCUCCAACUCCCCCUCCUCCUCCGAGAAGAAGCCUCAGCCUCCUAGAUGAUAUCAGUGGGACGCUGCCUACAUCUGUCCUUGUGGCUCCGAUGGGGUCUUCCCUGCAGUCUUUCCCCCUACCUCCGCCUCCUCCACCCCAUGCCCCAGAUGCGUUUCCCCGGAUGGCUCCCAUCCGAGCCGCUGAAUCCCUGCACAGCCAGCCCCCCCAGCAUCUCCAGUGUCCCCUCUACCGGCCCGACUCAAGCAGCUUUGCCGCCAGCCUUCGAGAGUUGGAGAAGUGUGGUUGGUACUGGGGACCAAUGAACUGGGAAGAUGCAGAGAUGAAGCUGAAAGGGAAGCCAGACGGCUCUUUCCUGGUACGAGACAGCUCUGACCCUCGCUACAUCCUGAGCCUCAGUUUCCGGUCACAGGGUAUCACCCACCACACAAGAAUGGAGCACUACAGAGGAACUUUCAGUCUGUGGUGUCACCCCAAGUUUGAGGAUCGUUGUCAGUCGGUGGUGGAGUUCAUCAAGAGAGCCAUCAUGCACUCCAAGAAUGGGAAGUUCCUCUAUUUCUUGAGAUCCAGGGUUCCAGGACUACCACCAACUCCAGUCCAGCUGCUCUACCCUGUGUCUAGAUUCAGCAAUGUCAAAUCCCUCCAGCACCUUUGCAGAUUCCGAAUCCGACAGCUCGUCCGGAUAGAUCACAUCCCGGAUCUCCCACUGCCUAAACCUCUGAUCUCUUAUAUCCGAAAGUUCUACUACUAUGAUCCUCAGGAAGAGGUGUACCUGUCUCUAAAGGAAGCGCAGCUCAUUUCCAAACAGAAGCAAGAGGUCGAACCCUCCACGUAGCGAGGGGCCCCCUGCUGAUCGCCACCAAGGGCAUUUGGUUGCCAAGCUCCAGUUUUGAAGAACCAAAUGAAGCUACUGUGGAAGGGGAAGUGAGGAGAAACGAGGGAGUUGGAAGGGCUGAGAUCCUCCAUGCGAAGACUUUGGUCCCCCUCGCAGCCCUGGGGCUUGGAAGAAGCACACGACCACACUCUGUGCGCGGGGCUCCACCUCGUCACGCCCAGCCCCUGCGCUACCCUGGAGCUGGACGAGCUCCUUGGAAAACUGGAAGAAGUCUCAACACUGUUCCUUUUUUAGACGUUUUGUUUUGGAUAUUUGCAUUUCUCGGUAUGGAAAACUUCCUUUAAAGGCAGCUGGGGUCUGUGCCCAUUGGACUGGAAGUGGUGCCAAGGGUGAGCCAGGUUCAAGGGAGGGGAGGGGAGGGAGGGGAUUGCCAGUGACGGUCAUUCAGCUGGUGCCAAAGGCCGAGUGUGAGUGUUCACCGUUGACCUUGAAGAAGGGAAGAGAAGGAGUCAGAAGUGCAAAUCGAGUUGGGAGUUUCUGAGGGAUGAGGAUCCUCUUCUGUUUGAGCAUGGGUAGCUUCAGUGGGAGCAGGGAAGAAGCGAGGGUGGGUAGUCUCGAAUAGAAGAUAGCUGAACAAGAACUGGCAGAGGGCCUCUGGCGGGGAAAGCAGGGACGCCUCACAUCCUUUUUCUUUAAAGUUUAGGAACCUGGUUUCAGAAUCACCUCUCAUAGAAGCUGUGUUAGUUUUGUCAUACUGAAUUCCUCAGUUUUGUGACCUCAAGUCAGUCCCGUUCUUCCUCCACCCUCCUCCGCUCCCCUUGAAAUAACUGUACAUUUCACUCUGUUCAUGGUAGCAUCAUUCCUGUUGCUUCUGCCAGCUGCCAAGGCAAUCGAGCAAUCGACUUUCUCAUCACCUGAGAGGUUGAAAGCCCUAAUCACGAGCUGCUAAAGUUAAUGGAGCACGCUUCCAGAUUCUUAAUG